AUGGGUUUCGCAUCCGACUGGCUGGAAGCGGCGUUCGGACGCUGGACACAGCGAAGUGCGGCGGCCCGUGGCGCCACACGGCGUCUACUUUGUGUCCACGGCUUCGGCGCCUUCGUCAGGGCGCUAGCGCACGCUCCUGAUCCUGUGGCGGCCAAAUGUGCCAUUUUGGCGCUUUGUACCCUCCUUGUUCACAUAUUCAUACUGCUUCGACCACAACGGAUACGAUGGGCUCAAUUGUGCACGGCCUUUUUACUGGUCGUCGACUGCCUCACAUCCAAACCUGGUCACGAUGCGCUGUUUCCAGCUAUUCUGGCAACAUUCGCUAUUUACACAUUACUGACACUACCGUUUUAUCUGAUUCUCGGCGGGACCAUCAUCCUGUCUGUGUUUCAAACGUGCAUUUUUGUACUGUUUGUGCAGCCGCUUAGGACGAAUGAGCUUUUGGCCACGGUUGUCGUACAUGUGUGGUGCCACUUUCUUGGUCUCUAUCUUCAUUUGUCAGUGGAUCGACUCACUCGUUCCGCUUUUCUCAGCGGUAGAAAUGCCGUGGAAGCAGAGCACGCCGCAGAACAUCAGAGCAAUCGAUUGGUCAGUGGAUUUAAUUCAAUAUUUAGUAGUUUUUGUUUCAUAAUUAAUCGCCUUCUUGCUGCUUUCCUGCCUCAGCACCUCAUCACCGCAGCUCGACUUCAAAUAGCCACCAGCAAUCCUCACAUCUAUGCUGAACACUAUCCACAGGUUACGGUAGCAUACGGUCGUUUGAUCGGUUUUGAAGCUGUCCUGUCCCAGUGUUCCUCAUUAGAUGCAGCACGAGUUCUAAAGGAAUUUGAUUUACGUAUUGAUCGGUUAUGUGAUUUAAAUGGUUGCACAAAGGUUGCUUCAGAGGGCAUAACGGUCAAGACUACCCACACACGAUCCUUGCCAUGCGUUGAAUGUGCUCAUUUCGUGAUGCUACCACAGCCGAUGUAG
Messenger RNA from Ostertagia ostertagi, 966 nucleotides. The record is from the annotation of a GenBank genome assembly. Lineage: Eukaryota; Metazoa; Nematoda; Chromadorea; Rhabditida; Trichostrongylidae.